Molecule: messenger RNA, 801 nt
Organism: Penicillium cinerascens
Lineage: Eukaryota; Fungi; Ascomycota; Eurotiomycetes; Eurotiales; Aspergillaceae
Exons: 1
Coding region: 1-801 (266 amino acids)
Source: RefSeq, a predicted model, not a curated record
AUGAGUCUUCUCUAUUAUAGCCAUUCCAUCGCAACCUUUUGCUACCAAGAUGCACAAAGCCAAUACUUCACCUCGGUAACUCACGUGGAUGGUGACUUGAAAGUUGUCUGGUCUCAAAAGCUAGGCCUCGGCUACAACAAGCACACAAUCCGCAACGAUGCGAAAUGGCUUGUGCAUAUUUACGCCGAUGACUCGCGGUCAUACUUUCAUUCUUACUGUUUGAACGGCAAUUGGCGAUCAGACAUUUAUCAUCUCCGAACACUUCAUCUUGGGGAUAUGGGGCAUGAUUCAUGCUGUGAAUUUCUGGGCUCAGUCUGUUACAUGUUUAACCGGAAAAUCAACAGACUAAACGGAUCUAGCCAGUCUGUGGUGAGCUACUAUGGAGCUGCCAUGGGCGACGAUGAAAAUGAGCGCAAUUCUCUUCGCGUGGACAUACCCCAUGCCUUUGUUGUCGACGGCACUGUUGACAUUGCCGAAAUGUCUUUACAACAAGACCCGCAAACAGGUUCUCCUGUCCUCAUCGAUGUGAUUGGGGUGCAGAUCGCCGGUUGUGCAAAACAGCACGAAAAUAUGCAGUGGUUAUGUUUCUCUCAGGGGCUUAAUCGCUCGCCACUAGGCAGAAUGCUCGAUGGUCCUGCUCUUCUGUUAUAUGUUGGCCCAAUGUGCGAGGCACCGAGCCAAAAAUGCCACACUUCCGCUCAGGCUGGGAUUCCAGGAGGUACCUACAGCCAACGCAAAAUACAGACAAGGAAUGCUCACUCUCGACGAUACCCACGAGCUGUGCGUCCUUUCUACCAGUAG